Messenger RNA from Zea mays, 1151 nucleotides. RefSeq lists its product as uncharacterized. The transcript has 2 exons. Lineage: Eukaryota; Viridiplantae; Streptophyta; Magnoliopsida; Poales; Poaceae. The record is from RefSeq and is a predicted model, not a curated record. The coding region runs from base 454 to 705 and encodes 83 amino acids.
CACAUUGUUCUGUAUUUUUGCACUGUAGACUAAAACAUUGUUGUGCAUUUCUGCACUGUAGACUAUAAUAUCCUCCUAAUAUAGUUUGAAUAUGGGUAUAGCAACUCAAACAAGGGUUCGGGCUCGAUCCCCAAAACGAGGACUACGCCAGCUAUCUUGGUUGGUUCACUGCAUGGAAGGAUAUCCAAGGCGGCAAGCAGCCAAGCACUGUCUGUUCGAGCCCGGCGGCCGGAGCCAAGCUUUUGGCCUUUUGGCUAGAAGAAUCAGCUAGGAAGGUCGGUUGACUGUCUUCUCUGUCCCAGCUGUUUUCUUCGUUUGGGCACCCUAGUUUGAGUAGCUUCUAUCUUGCCGCUGCUGUGCUAUAUCUGCUGCAUGCCACUUCUCCGAUCCAUCCAUCACCGUCCGUGAGUGAUCGAUCGAUCGGCGCCGUCGUACGUUCGCCGGCCGCCGGCGAUGGACGCGGAGGACGAGCGUGACCUGUUGAAGAAGAUACGGGCGCUGGAGGAGGGCCAGGCCGAGCUCAAGCGACAGGUGUCCAAGCUCCAGCGGCGUCCGGACCGGGACCGCCGCGGCGGCUCCUCCUCGUCGUCGCAGCCCGCCGACGCCGCCACCGAGUCCUCGCCAUCCAGUCGCUGGGGCAGGUCGCUCACGUCCUCGACCUCCACGGGAAGGUCCUCUACUGUGGGAUUCUUCCAUCCUGCAUGAAAUUUGAUACAAACCGAUCUGCAUGGUUGCUUUUCCUCGACGGGUACCAUCCAUGAACCAUGCAUGAUCCAUCCAGGAACCCGCGGAACGCCGAGCGUCUGAACCGCUACACGUCGGCUGAAGCCGUCGGGCAGGACAUCACGAGGCUGAUCGUCCACGCCGACGACAGUGUUGCCAUUUGCAGAGGAUGGUAGAGAAUAGACCAUGCUGACAAAGACACACCAUGGCAACAUGUUGCCAGAACUGCUUAUGCUUAUAGAAGGGGCAGUGGAUGAUUAAAAGUGGAUUUUUUUUCUCUCUCUCUCUAAGAGCUUUGUGUAACCGUGUUGCAUUGGACUGGACAAUUCAAACCCAAUUACUCCGAUUCAAAAAGUUUGGUUCUGCGGCCACCCAACAGCAAAGCAGGGGUAGAUUACAAGGAUGACCAUUUCAAAAGAAAAAAAAAA